Dicentrarchus labrax (European seabass) is the source of this 4742-nucleotide messenger RNA. RefSeq lists its product as uncharacterized. The record is from RefSeq and is a predicted model, not a curated record. Bases 182 to 2272 code for a protein of 696 amino acids. Gene Ontology annotation, cellular component: cytoplasm. Gene Ontology annotation, molecular function: guanyl-nucleotide exchange factor activity. The transcript has 15 exons. Lineage: Eukaryota; Metazoa; Chordata; Actinopteri; Moronidae.
AAUAGGGAUAUGAAGUCAGGGCCUCAAGACAAACAAAUGCGACCAAUGUGAGAAAACAAAGGGACCUGCAACAGUGGAGUAAAGAGAGAAAAGGAAGUGUGAUAUAAGAAGAAAGUGAAAUUAAAAGUUCUUGUCCCUUUUCGUUGGCACAGGACAGCAAGAAACAGCAUCUCCAAGUGGCAUGACUAGAUUUCUGGACGUGCAGUGUGAGUUGGAUAUGAAUCUGCUUUGCUGGGGUAGUGGGCAACUCGGCCAGACCGGACAUGGCGUACCAGGGGACAUCGGUCCAGAGGAUGCCCAUCUGAGAGAGUUCACAGAGGUCAGGUUGGGCAGGGUGAAGCUGCUGGCAUGUGGAUCCAGUCACUCCAUUGUGAUUACAGUGGACAACAAGAUCUUCGCAUGGGGAAAUGGCACCAGUGGACAACUGGGUGACGGAGAGAGGGCAGUAAAGCAUCAGCCAGUCGAGGUUAAGUUGCCACUGAACGUCGAAGGAAGUGACGCAGAUGUGGAUGUUGUCAAUAUAGUUGGAGUGGCUUGUGGAAGCAGACACUCCUUCGUUUGGACUGAAUCUGGGCAGGCCUACAGUUUUGGCAACAACUUUUACGCCCAGCUGGGCUAUGACUUCCAGAGGGCUGACUUCAAAGAGCACCAGCUGGCGCCGCGUUUGUUCCUGAAUCUUCCGUCAUCUCUGAAAAUAUCUCAAGUGGCCUGCGGAGAGCGACACACUCUGUUUGCGCUGGAGGACGGCAGUGUGGCGGCAUGUGGGCAGAAUGAUUAUGGACAAAUUGGCAGUGGUUCAAAUGAAAAUGUGGUCGUCCCUCGCUUUGUGGAGUGUGUGGACCACGUGUCGAAGGUCACCUGUGGGGCAAACCAUAAUCUUGCACUGACAGGUGACGGCAGGUUGUUUCAGUGGGGCUGUGGACGGGCAUGUGGGAACAUAAGGAGGAAUAUCCUGUUCCCAGAGGAAGUGACGGGACCAAGCUCUGCGGUGAGAGACAUUGCUGGAGGAUGUUGGCAUAGCCUGCUUCUAACAGAUGGUGGGAAUGUCUUCUCCUGGGGGAUGGGGCAAGAGGGGCAGCUUGGACUUGGAGAGGACAGGAUUCAUAUCUCCACCCCUUGUCUUCUCAGCUGUUCUCAGUUAGCUGAGGUCACACAGAUACAAGCAGGGGACAGCUACAGUGCAGCAGUAACAGUAGGUGGAGAGCUGCUUCUCUGGGGUCAGAUCCCCUGUGUGUCCCGGGUCAGUGAUCAUCCAGGCCUCAAAAGGCUCUGGACCCCCCAGCCUGUUCCACUGGCAGGUGAAAAGGUAUGUGAUGUAUCCUGUGGAACCUGGCAUAUGAUGGCCCUCACCACAAGGAGCAGAGAGAAGAACAGAGAAUGUGCUCACCCAGAAACUGAAGCUUGCUUCAGAGACCUUGUCAGCAAUCCCCUACCGACAGAGCGCACAGAGACAGAAAACCCAGUGCAAGACUCCAGGCAGGUUCAUCUCAAGUUGCUUCGAGGUCUGGAGAGACCAGUGAGCAGGACCACUGAGGAGCAGGAGAAAUAUAAAGAAAGCAAGACUGCAGAGGAAGAAGAAAGACUUGACGAAAGACCAAACAAAGAUGAGGGAGAUGGAGCAUUUCAUGAUUCAGCAUUAACCAUAGCCAGGUCUGCUGUGAGGAUGGACAGGAGAGGAAAUGGCCAAUCAUCAAUCAAAUCCAACCAGGGGGCUGAGAGGGAGGGUUGCAGGACAGCAGGGCCGUGGGAAACGAAGAAAGAACCAUGCAGAAGCAGAGGAAGCAGAGAUGCAGUCUUUACUACUUUGCAUCUUUUACCCAGGUCAGAGGAAGAGCAAUUCAGGCCCAAUACCAGCACCUUUCCCCGCAUACUUACAGGACAGCAAGCUCAUAGCAGAGUUUCAGCUGGGGCUCGGAAGGAGAGAGCUACACAUCUGACUGAACUUGUUCAAAAAUGUGAAAGUGACAGAAGUUCCAGGCUCAGACCCAAACCCACACCUCCUGGGAGAUGUACAGGUCCUGUGACUCAGAGGAUAGCCUCUUGUCACCAUUCAAGAAUUAGACUACACUCUGGCCUCAUGUGUCCGAUUUAUAAUUCUCCUUCCCAUCUGAGCCCUGGACAGCAAGUUCAGAUGUCCUCCCCUUCCUUACACCUGGGACCACAAGUCAAAAUCUCUCUUUCUCCAACCCCUUCCUCUUCUGAACCAUUCAGGUACUGUCCAACACACAGCAGAGGGGUUUCUGCCUUUGGCACUUCUCGGAAGAAUCAGUGAGAAUCCGCAGAUCCAGUUCUGUUCACUUCUGGACCUAGAAAAUGUAUCUUAUUUAUCUGAUAUUGUAGUGUUUCAAAUGUGUAUAUUAACCCUAUUAUGUCAGGUUACGUGAACGAUUUGAAAACAAAAAUAUGUUCAGAGUAUCCAUAAAGUCAUCAGUGUCUAAAGCAUUUUUACCCCUUAGUCCCCAAAAAUUAAUGGAGAGAGAAUGUGCACUCUAUUAUCUACUUAAUAACACGUAUAAAGCUAAAUUAUUUUGGCUCCAAGGUGACUAGGCGAUACCAGACGACUGAAGAUCUCAGUGCCUACCAAUCGUCUGGGGAUUUCUAAAUGCAAAGUAGUUGCUUGAACGGCGGCACAAACGGCCACUAACAAACGUACGCACCUUACUUCAAGGACAUGCCUUACCUGAAACAAUGCUCUCCCCCCAUCCACUGGAGAUAUAGCGAAUCACUUUGUAACAUGGAGUGACAUUGAAAAUCGAUGUCCUGAGCAAUGUUAUAUAUUACAUCAGUGUUUACAAGCACACGACUUCCUCAUGUCACCGCCCCAAAGACUUUGAAUUGCUUCUGCAAUGCCGAUUUUUUUGACUCUCUAACUGUUUCCACACUGUUUAAGCAAUGAAAGCUGGGAGAAAGUCCUCAGUCUCUGUUGAGCGAAACGUUUAGAGACAAGGUGACUGACAAACAGCCUUUUUUGCUCUGUAAGAGCUCUCUAAAACAGAAUCCAGAACAGCAUUAAUGGGCUUCACUUUAUGAUUUGGCAUAUAUGUUCCUCUUACAACCAUCUCAGUCAGCGACACUCAUGAACCUUAACCUCAUCUGAAAGCAUUAGACUUUGGUCUUACAGUCAAAGCUGUAUGUAGGAGUCUUUGAAUCACCACAUUUCAACAGGCCCUUAGAGGAUUUAGUUUUUUUUACUGUAUAUACUACCAAGCCUCCUUCAUUUUAAUACUUACAGUAUGUUGUUUAUUAAAGACAUAACGCCCUCUCAGAUCUUGGCCUCUUGUAAGACAUUUCACGGUGUAGUGUUUUCAUGGCUGCCCGUCUCUGCAGUAUGAGUCACAUAUGCAUGCUGCUGUGGCUCUUUUGAGCGUGAGAAAAUACUAUAUGAUGAGGGUCCUCAAAACAAAGUAGGAUCAUUACAGGAAACAGAGCUUUCUUCGAGUCUGCUUUGCUCUGUUUUGUUUUUUUGUUUCUCAGAGAGAGGUACUUCAUUAGUCUCGUACUACAUGCAAACUGGUUCUUUGCCACAGCACUGACCACAACCACAUAGUAAUUCCUCUUGUCAGGAUUUCAUUAUUAACAGCGCAUGUGAUGUUUUCUCGUUAUCUACAUUUACAAAAAAGGACCUUCUGUCAAUAAGAUGUUGGCAGUGUGGGGUUAGACACAUCACUCAGAUAUGUAGACAAUAUAAGUACAUUUAUUUCUCAAUAAUAUUAAUAUUUCAUAUUAAUACCUCUAGUAAUGCCGGGGUGAUUAAUAUUUUAUUACUUUAAGCACUGAUUUUACACGGUGUAAAGUUUUCAAUUACUGUACCACCUCUACGUUCUGAGUUAUAUUGAAAUUUUGAACACAUAUAUUAUUCCUGUUCCUGUUAUUCCUCAUCACAGUAGUCGUCAUUUCAGUUGGACAAAGAAUACAAAUGAACAUCAAAGCUAUUAAUUACCUUGAUUGCAGUUUUAUUAAAGGUUAAAGGAGAUACUAGUGUUAAUUUUGUGAACCCAUUUAAAAGGAACUGUUGCUCCAACAGAGUGACAAGGACUACAAUAAAAGUGCUUUUGAAUUGAGUCAUAGAUUUGCUUUUGUGAGUACCAAACCCAACACUGAUUACAUACAGGCAUUCAGUACUGAUGGCAUUGAGACAUCCGCCCUCAUCCCACCCCAUCGUCUCUUACACUCCCUGUGGUUUGUUUUGGUGUGUGUGAGUAAGUGUUGGUUGUGUGUAUCACGUUUUUGCCCUGCGAGACUCCUGCCAAUCGAUUCAAGGUGAGACCUGUCGAUUAAACACCCUGAGCUGUGCUCUCUACCUAACCCCAGGGUGAUUCAAUCCCACCCCUUACACACACAUACACACACCCAUGCACAAACACACGCACCCAUACACUUCACCUGUCAUCCAUCAAUACCUCCAUCGGGGCCUCUAUUGAUCCCCUCCAUCCCGCCUCUUCACCCCAUGCAGUACAACAUCAGGGCCAAGAUGACGUCCGUGCAGGUUUAAUUUCUGACAGAUUUACAAUAAAGCUCAAGUUAUUAUUUAACUCUUCCGGCCGCAGUGUGCUCUUUGAUUUAGCACCCUGGGAGAGGAUGAGUUACAGCUGACACGGAGAAUCUGCCGGGGCUGGAAUGGUAGGCACCCGGUUCAUAACUCAGCCGCCGAAUGUGUAGUUAGUCAAUCACUUGAUCUGUAAUCACAAAUGCUGCCAGAAAUUACAUGAGUGAUGAGCUGUAAUAAAAGCACUUACUUUUCC